AGAGUGUACUCAGUUUUUUGGCUUUCUAAAAAGAAUAAUGGAGUCAAGAUUGAUGAUAAUGAAGUCAGGGCAUAAUAACGAGGGAUCACGUGCCAGUACAAGCACAGACGCUGAAAAUGUUGAUCCUCUUACAACAAAUAUAUCAUCUGAGAAAGAAUUUCUACAUGCUCUAUGGUCAGGGAUGAACGGAAUGGAUCCUAAACUCCGCAGCGCUUUCUUGUUUGGAGCUGCUGUGUUCCAAGUUCAUCAGUUGGCAAACAUGAUGAGCUCUGCCACCUUAGAUUUCCAAGCUAGAAACUUAUUUUCCGACACCGAUCUGGAUUUUGGAAAAGAAUUUUUUACAUUAUUUCCGGAGAUGGUACGUAUCACGGCCUUCAUUUGGUGUAUUUUUCUAGAGGUGAUCCUGCUCUGGCGUGUGCAUCCUGCAGCUCAGUGUGCUCUUAUGCUCCUCAUGAUGUAUGCGCCGCUAUAUUAUUUCGCUGAUCUAGCACGCAAGGUUUCUGGGAUUGGCGUAAAUUGCAAGACAUUCAAGAUGCCGGCCUUAUGGUUUGCUGCGGUAGGGGGUGUUGGCAUCUCUUUGGUAGCCGGUUUGAUGAUUUUGGGGGUGGUGUAUGGUGCAUGGCUAUACACACACAAGAGAGGACUGACAGUGAGGGAAGUAGUGAUCAGUCCAAAUGCCAUAACACAUACUCUGGACAAUAUAUGAUGACUCAUACAUCUUUGUAUUGUGUGUAAACCUAACAACUUAUUCUGUCUUGCUAUAAGUUACUCAUGUGUGAUACUUCUUGAUAAGAUAAUGCUUUAU
Arachis ipaensis is the source of this 805-nucleotide messenger RNA. NCBI's taxonomy places the organism in Eukaryota, Viridiplantae, Streptophyta, Magnoliopsida, Fabales, Fabaceae. The record is from RefSeq and is a predicted model, not a curated record.